GUGGAUGACGAUGACGGUAUGGCCUCGUCAAGUUUUCCGUCAAAGUCAACAGUCUCCAAUAUGGAAGCGUUCCUGAUUUUAGCGGUGUUGAAGUACGUCCCCACUUGCCGUUCUCAGCAAUGAAUACACGACGUUCCUUCCUGGUGCGUGGCAGCAUGUGCGUUACGUCUGUAUGCGCAUUCUACGUCGCCUGGGAGUGCCAGCACCCCAAGGUCCAUCGAGUGCGAUGCCUCCACCCUGAUGACCUUCGAGCAUUGAUGGAAGGACUGAAGAGGCAGUUGACCGAAGGACCAGAGACAGAAGAGAGAGAGCCGGGGCCUUAUAUAACUGUUUUCGUUCCUUGUAUGUUGAUGCAGGCCAGUCCCGCACCUAUGAAGGUCACAAUUGGCCUCCAGCAUAUGGCUAUACGGAAUCCCGAGGGAUUCCGCACCGUUUGCCUUUUCCCCGGGUUUUGGAAUGCCUUGCUCGCAGUGGGGUCGUCUAGGCCCGGGUUGUUGAUCAGCCUUGUCAAUCGGUUUGAUAAGAAUGGUAGGAUGACCGACAUUAACCUAGUCGCGAAAAGGUACCCAGAGUAAGCUGGUGGGAACGCCGAGUUGUCCUUCGUGUCUGUUUGUUUGGGUUUCCGACAGCUGAUGACUGCGCAAAUGCGUUUCCGUUAAUUGAGGUGCUGGUUCAUUGCUCUAUGUGCCGCCUCAUGACUUAAUGCUCUACUUGCCGUUUCAUUCUCAUGCUUCUUAGAGUA
Cantharellus anzutake is the source of this 742-nucleotide messenger RNA. RefSeq lists its product as uncharacterized. Bases 120 to 575 code for a protein of 151 amino acids. The record is from RefSeq and is a predicted model, not a curated record. The transcript is spliced from 2 exons. NCBI's taxonomy places the organism in Eukaryota, Fungi, Basidiomycota, Agaricomycetes, Cantharellales, Hydnaceae.